AUGCCGGAUGCGGCUUCGAUAAGAUCUGUCUCGCCUAGCGGCACCCAAGUGGACCAGAAGAGCGAUGCCGAGACAGCCCACCCCGACGCUGCCGACGAGAUAUCAUCGGCCGGUCCAGGCAACGGCAACGGCAAUGGCAACGGCAACGGCAAUGGCAACGGCAACGGCAAUGGCAACGGCAACGGCGCCGGCCAGACACCGGCCACCCCGCAGCAGCCCGACGGCCCGGUCUACACCGUCUUUUCGAGCCGCAUGAAGAUCUUCCUUGUCGUCAUGACGGCCUUCGGCACCCUGUUUUCGCCCUUCUCUUCCUUCAUCUACCUGCCCGGCAUCACUCCCAUCGCGCAGGAGUACGGGCGGUCGGUAGCCGACAUCAAUCUUUCCGUGACGCUGUACCAGGUCAUGCAGGCCAUUGCGCCGCUGUUUUUCGGCGACCUCUCAGACAGCAUCGGACGGCGCCCGGUGUACCUGCUGACCUUCACCAUCUAUCUCGGGGCCAACAUCGGGCUCGCGCUGCAGGACAACUACGCCGCGCUGCUGGUGCUGCGCGCCAUGCAGAGCACGGGAAGCUCGGCGACGGUGGCUAUUGGUAGCGCCGUGAUGGCGGAUUUUGCAACGUCGGCGGAGCGGGGUGGGUUCGUCACGGCUGUGCAAGCGUCCGUCAUGUUCGCCCCAGCGCUGGCUCCCGUGCUCGGCGGCAUCUUGACGCAGUUCCUGGGCUGGCGUUCUACGUUCUGGUUUCUUACCAUUGGAGCUGGCCUCUUCCUGUCCAUCUACAUUCCCUUUGUGCCAGAGACCGCAAGGAAAAUCGUCGGCAACGGCUCCAUCCCCCCUCCUAGACUGAACGCGUCUUUCACAUCUGGCUGCGGAGGCCGGAACAAGCGUCGCAACGACAUCGAAUCCCAGCAGCUCCCGCCCCGCGGGUCACAGAAAAUCCCGAUACCAAACAUCUUCGCGGCGAUCCGCAUCAUCUUCGAAAAGGACGUCGGGCUGCUGAUGCUCUUCAUGUCGCUGUUCGUCAUGACCAACUACGCCAUGCUGGUGCCGCUGCAGGACGUGAUCCGGAAGCGAUAUAACUUCAACGACGUGCAGGUCGGCCUCUGCUUCAUCCCGUUCGCGGCCGGGUCCGUGGCGGGCGCGACCGUGGUCGGCCGGCUGCUGAACUGGAACUACGCGCGCGUGGCCAAAAGCGUGGGCGUGUCGCCGGACCGCAAGCGCGGCGACGACCUGCGGCGGUUCCCCAUCGAGCGCGCGCGCCUCGGGCUCGUCUGGCCCUGGGCCCUCGUGGCCUUCGCCGCCAUCCUGUCGUGGGGCUGGGUCGUCAGCUCCGGCACCAGCCUCGCCGCGCCGCUCGUGGUGCUGUUCUUCGCCGGCGCCGGCCUCGCCGGGCCCGUCAGCAUCUUUACCACGCUGCUCGUCGACCUGUAUCCGUACAACCCCGGCCGCGUGUCGUCGAGCUGGAAUCUCGCUCGCGCGGCGUUCAGCGCCGUCGGCAGCGCCAUUGUGCAGUACCUGAUCGAUGCGAUUGGCUAUGGGCUUACCUAUUUGUUUUUCGGGCUUCUUGUCGUGGCCGCAAGCCCGUCCGUCUGGAUCGUCAUGAAGCACGGGCCCAAGUGGCGCGAGGAGCGGUACCAGCGCUUCGAGAAAGAGCAGGAGAGGCAGGGUGAGGAGAGGAAGCUGAGAGAAGACAGGGAAAAGGAGAGGAGUCCAAGGCGUGUGAUUUGA
Molecule: messenger RNA, 1725 nt
Organism: Lasiosphaeria miniovina
Lineage: Eukaryota; Fungi; Ascomycota; Sordariomycetes; Sordariales; Lasiosphaeriaceae
Product: putative MFS transporter
Exons: 4
Coding region: 1-1725 (574 amino acids)
Biological process (GO): transmembrane transport
Cellular component (GO): plasma membrane
Molecular function (GO): transmembrane transporter activity
Source: RefSeq, a predicted model, not a curated record